UGUCAAAUACCGGUCCCCUAUAAAAGGUUCACCAACUCCGUACAUAGACCACAUUGCUCACCAAAUUCCCAUUUCGAAGGAAAGCUUAACUCCACUCUCUGCAAAACCAUCAUCAUCACUCAUGGCUUAUACUCAGGAGGUUCUUCCCACACCGUUGGAUGCCACUUCCAACCCACCUCCUCUCUUUGAUGGCACUACAAGGUUGUAUACCUAUUACUCUUGCCCAUUUGCACAGAGGGUGUGGAUCACUAGGAAUUAUAAGGGUUUACAAGAUCAGAUUAAGUUAGUCCCUUUAAAUCUCCAAAACAGGCCUGCUUGGUACAAGGAAAAGGUCUACCCUGAGAAUAAGGUGCCAGCGCUGGAGCACAAUGGAAAGAUCAUAGGGGAGAGUCUUGAUCUGAUCAAAUAUGUAGAUAGCAACUUUGAAGGGCCUUCACUUUUCCCCAAAGACCCUGAGAAAGCAAAGUUUGGUGAAGAAUUAAUAUCACAUGUCGGUACCUUCACCGGGGCUUUGUAUACUGCAUUCAAAGCAAAUGACACGGUAAAACAAGCUGAUGCUCAGUUUGAUUACCUGGAAAAUGCUCUGAAAAAAUUUGACGAUGGGCCAUUUUUCCUGGGUCAGUUCAGUUUGGCGGACAUAGCCUAUAUCCCAUUUGUUGAGAGAUUCCAAAGCUUCUUAUCAGAGGUGUGGAAGUAUGAUAUCGCAGCUGGCAGGCCUAAACUAGCAGCAUGGUUGGAGGAAAUCAACAAGAUUGAUGCUUAUAAGGUAACCAAAACUGAUCCAAAAGAGCUAGUUGGAUUCUACAAGAAGCGCUUCUUGGAGCAACAGUGAAUGUGAGAAGAAGUGCUCCAUAUAUGGUAUAAAUAAGUGGCUCAGUUGCUGUGGAGAAUGUAUGCCAGUCUAGAUAUAUUAUGUUUGUGUAUGCAUAUGUUUAGGUAUGGACUUGUCUGGAUCUGAAUGUGUAAGCUUGCCUUGGUUGUUUAAAUAAAAUUCAGGUCACUUAGUAUUGUA
Molecule: messenger RNA, 1012 nt
Organism: Rosa rugosa (rugosa rose)
Lineage: Eukaryota; Viridiplantae; Streptophyta; Magnoliopsida; Rosales; Rosaceae
Product: glutathione S-transferase L3-like
Exons: 10
Coding region: 122-832 (236 amino acids)
Molecular function (GO): glutathione transferase activity
Source: RefSeq, a predicted model, not a curated record